Molecule: messenger RNA, 652 nt
Organism: Quercus robur (English oak)
Lineage: Eukaryota; Viridiplantae; Streptophyta; Magnoliopsida; Fagales; Fagaceae
Product: cysteine proteinase inhibitor-like
Exons: 3
Coding region: 136-444 (102 amino acids)
Molecular function (GO): cysteine-type endopeptidase inhibitor activity
Source: RefSeq, a predicted model, not a curated record
GCCUCUUUUUUUUUUUCCCCUAUUUAAAGCCUAUACACAAACACCGAUAGAUACACAAAUCGAAUCAAAGCUUAAAAAAAAAAAAAAAAGAAUAUUAACAAGAGUGUUUGGUUGUUUGUUUAUCGAAAGAGAAAAAUGGCAGCACUACCUGGAGGAGUGUCAGAUGUUAAGGGACAUGAGAACAGCUUGCAGAUCGACGACCUCGCUCGUUUUGCUGUCGACGACCACAACAAGAAAGAGAAUACACUGCUGCAGUUUAAGAAGGUGGUGAAUGCGAAACAGCAGGUGGUUUCUGGAAUAAUAUACAUUCUAACGUUGGAGGUGGAGGAUGGCGGGAAGAAAAAAAUUUAUGAAGCCAAGAUUUGGGAGAAGGCAUGGUUGAACUUCAAGGAGGUGCAGGAAUUUAAGCUCAUUGGUGAUGCCCCUACACACCAUAGUGCUUAAGUAGGUGACUGAAGAUUGGAUGGAUCUUGCAAUGCUCCAAGUUAAGAAGUAUAUUAAAACAUCGAAGGCGUGUUUUUAUUGAAAUAAAAUGUAAAUUAAUCUGAAUUGGUUUCUCAGCCUUCUAUUAUAACUCAGGAGCUGGUGUAUUCAUCUUUCAUUGUGACAAUAUAGCUAUGAAUUUUAAAAUGUUUACUUUCAUAUUAUCAAA